Molecule: messenger RNA, 1617 nt
Organism: Solanum tuberosum (potato)
Lineage: Eukaryota; Viridiplantae; Streptophyta; Magnoliopsida; Solanales; Solanaceae
Exons: 9
Coding region: 216-653 (145 amino acids)
Source: RefSeq, a predicted model, not a curated record
GAUGAGAUACAACCAAGUGUUACCCAGUCGGAAAAAUAACAAAUUUGCUCAGUUCCCCACGAUCUCCUCCUAACAACGCCGCUUUCAUACACACAGAGAGCAAAACCCUAGCUUCUUUCCCGAUUCCGGUAAGUAGGGCUUAGCCUUUUUUCAUUUCGAACACAUAUCAAAUCAAUCGAAUUUUGACUGCUUAAUUCAGAGAUUCUGUAGAAUUGAUGAUGACAAAUGAACCAUCUUCUAGAAGAGACAAAGAAUCUUAUAACAAAAUGAACAAAAAUAGUUUUAGUAAUAUGAGAUGUCCACAUUGCACCGGUCCUCUUUCUAAGGAGAUGGAGACAAGCGAGUGGACAGUUCCUCCUCUAAUCCGGGAUAGCUUUUCUAUGAUUGGUUCUGCAGUUGGUGGUACUACAAGCGCAUUCUAUGGCUUCAACCAUGUGAUGCCGAUUGUCAGAAGGUGUGUUAAAGGACCUAUGUGGUUGCAUUUCCUUGUUGGUGCUCCUCCUGUGAUUGUUUUCUCAUCUGCAUGUGCAGGGCUAGCAGGUGGUGCUGUUCCAGCAUUUGCACAGCUAGCAUCUUCUUCUUACCAUGCUGUGAUCUCAUCUUCCACAUUACCACCUACAGCCUCACAAGAUGAAAACAUGAGAAAAUUUUGAACUUCCUCAACUUUGUAGCUUAAACACUGAGAGGAAAUGUUUUUACUAUCAGGAAUCUUGUGCCUUCUGCGGGAUCAUCUCCUAGUUGGCGACAUUCUGUCCUCUCCUGUUUACUAGCUCCGGUUGUGUUUAAGUCUGCUUUUGUCUAGUGGAAUUAGUCAAGUUGCACGUAAGCUGGUCAGACAUUACAAAUGUCUACUUCUGCUUCUGUCUGAUGUUUUUUUUUCUUUCGAGAAUAUAUUACUUGUCCAUGUCAUUGAGUUUGUUUAUUUUGUAAAUUCCAACCUUAUUAUUUCAGUGAUGGUAGAAAUUUUACACAGUUUUUUGAGGAAGUUGAGUGCGUGGUAGUUUUCAUAGCUCAAACAGGCAUGUUAUUUUUGUUACUAAUCUUUAUGUAUUCGGAAUUCUAUUAUCAUGUUUGAUUUAGGGAUUUGUUAUAUCAGUUGUCCGCUUAUUCUAUUCUACAAGCUACACUGAUUCAAGACGGAGUUUGAGAGUGAAAUUUGAACAAAUAAUGAACUAUUCUUGUGGCGAAAACAAGAAUGUUUGUACUUCUUCAUCCACCAGAGAAAUUAGAAUCAGUUGCACGUCAAACUUUUACUAGUUAAAUGGCACGAAGAUGUUAAAAUUGUGGUGCCUGUCACCUUCAAAGCCUGCGGCAGCUGCUUUAUACAUAUAUAUCGUCCAGUUUCCUGGUUGUAACUCUGCUGUUAGGUGUAGGAUAAUGAGAUGCUUUCUACAUCAUGGAUGCCAUUACCAACUUGCGCCUCUGGAUAUGCUGUUGGGGUCCUCAUUGGCGAUAAGUUACACCUCAAUCCUGUUCAUGCAGUUGUACAACUCCGGCCAUCAAAGCGGAAUCUUAAGGAAAGUGAGUUGAAGAAGAACGUUACCACCAACAAUGAUGAAAAAAGUGUUAACUGAAGACGUCAAGGAGAAAAGGCCCGUGGGACCAUCAAAGAAGCAG